UCCUGAACUGGAGAAAGGGGAACUUCAGGCUGAGCCCGACGAUCGGCUAUCAUGAAGCGAGAAGUUUACGGCCUCAAAAGCAGGAAAGCAUGUGUUCUGUGGUUGGUGGGCAGUCCUGCUGAAGACUUGAGCGCUGCAGAGCAGAAGCUCAGCUCAGACGCUGGACACUCCUGUCUUGGGAGGAAGGCGUAGGCAAGCCGGAUUCAGCCAGUCGCUCUCGCCUUGUGUCUCCCUUGACCUUGCCCGUUGGGGAGGGAAGCUCUGCCACUCGACUGGACCUGGUCCCUCUCCCCUCUCCAGAAUGAAGGUGUAUAUUUUGACAGCCCUCCUGGUUCUCCUGGCAGCGGAGGAAGCAGAGGCGCUGAGGGAACCUCAGUUGUGCUACGUCUUGGAUGGGAUCCUGUUUGUCUAUGGUAUAAUCCUCACAUUCCUGUACUGCCGGCUGAAGAUCCAAUACCGAAGGAAAUCGAAGCUUCCCCCUGCUUCCGACUACGAGAAAGUGGAAGGAAUCUAUACCGGUCUUGGCCCUCAUGAGUCCGCAACUUAUCAAACUCUUACACGCCCCAAAACUGACCCGAAGGAGCAGCCCCCUGCAGAAGCAGAAACCAUGGUGGGAUAGGAACACAGCCUUGUGGAGACCCCUCCUCAACACCCGAAAUUACGCAACUAUAUUUUGACGUCAGAAGAAGGACUGUCUCUGCACCCUUUGCUGUACCUGCACAUCACCUAAAGUGAUUUUGAUGGCGCAGUAGACCAAGAAGGGCCCUGCAGAUGUUGCUGGACUACAACUCCCAUCAUCCCUGACCGUUGGCCAUGCUGACUGGGGCUGAUGGGAGAUGGAGUCCUACUGCUCAUGGCGGACCACAGAUUCCCCAGCCUACCACAGAUCUUGCCUGUUGUAUUAGCAACCCUUAUGCUUGCCAAUUUGACGUCUUCCACAGCGGGGCAGCUUGACGGUGGGCAAGAAAGAAGUGCCAGCUUUUAUUAAUCUGUAUUUAAAAAUAAUACUACUUAUGGCUUUGUUCUCCUGCUGUUUUUAAAUAUCAUGUCCAUAGCUUGUUUGGAAAAUCAUGUCAAAAUGUCAGUAGUUUAGCAAUGUAGGUGCAAUCAGGAUUCCUGGCUGGGAGUUAGAGAUGAACAAAUUUGUCCGUUUUGGUUCUCCAAGAUCCUCAUCUCCCCAGUCUUCAUUUCUCCACAUUUCCACAACAGUGGCGAAGAGCCGUGGCUCAUAGAGCUGGGAAUACCUCCUGUAUUAAAUCCUGAACAGCUGUGGCUAGAUGGACCAAUGGUCUGACUUGGUAUAUUUCCUUUGUUCCUAAUUUGUUCCUAAUUUGUGGAUUAUUAUUUUUUAAAUCAUCAGCAUCUGAGUACAGAAUUCUCCUAACAUAUUUUUGUAUGCAGCUUUGACUAAUAUAGAUAUUUUUGCAACACAUUUUCCCUAACAUUAUGCAUUUUUGUAUGUUAUUUUCACUAAAUGUAUAAUUUUUUUUACGAAUACUUUGCCCUACUGUAUGCCUUUUUGGCAGAAAGGGUGAAAAGGCUUUUCAGUGCAUAAAAUGCUCUCGUUUCACCCUGAUUGGGCAACUCCUGGACUCUUCUGGGACCUUGCUUCAGAUAUAGUAGCAGGGUCUUCAACCCCGUGACCCCAGAGCACACCACCUCUGGUUUGCAGGAAGGCUAUAUGACAAAGUGCACUCCUCCUGGUUUGCUUGUGUUUACUUAUCUUCCCAUUAGCCAUUUGUUCAUCACACACUUUUAAAUGUACUUUCUGAUCACUUUCCAUGUCACAAAAAGUCUGUCUCUGUGGGUGGGUGGUUUUUUUUAAAGUAGUUUAUUUGCACUUCAAUUAAACCUACCUACCUGUCCAGUUUGUGCCUGAAUCCUUCUCACAAAAUAUUGAGUCUGCAGACGACCUAAGGAUCAGUACAACCAAGAAAAUCCUCCUUCUAAGCCUGUUUUAAAAGUUGCCGAUUUGAUUAUGCUGGAGACUACUAUCUCUGCCCUCGUCUGUUUCACUAGAUUGCGCUGUAUAUAUAUAUAUAUGAUUUUAUUAUUUGCUGCAAGCAGCCCUGAAAAUGCUA
Messenger RNA from Podarcis muralis (Common wall lizard), 2081 nucleotides. It is a transcript of the gene FCER1G, whose product is annotated as Fc epsilon receptor Ig. Gene Ontology annotation, molecular function: IgE receptor activity. Gene Ontology annotation, biological process: cell surface receptor signaling pathway. The record is from RefSeq and is a predicted model, not a curated record. NCBI's taxonomy places the organism in Eukaryota, Metazoa, Chordata, Lepidosauria, Squamata, Lacertidae. Gene Ontology annotation, cellular component: Fc-epsilon receptor I complex.